Leptosomus discolor (cuckoo roller) is the source of this 591-nucleotide messenger RNA. Lineage: Eukaryota; Metazoa; Chordata; Aves; Leptosomiformes; Leptosomidae. The record is from RefSeq and is a predicted model, not a curated record.
AUGAACGGGAUGGCCAACAUCAACCCCGCUGGCCGCAGCCACUACGUCUCCGCCAUCCCAGUGCCCCGUGCCACGGCCCAUGGCAAGCUGCAUGCCGUGGCCCCCCCAAGCACCCUGGGGGCCCCUGUCCCCCACAGGUCUCUGUCUCCCCAGCCAGGGAAGGUGCUGGCCCCCAGCCCCAAGACCCUCAAAUCCAAAGGCGCUGGCAGAGCUGCUGGCCAUGAGCUGCCCAAGGGCAGGGAAGGCAGCCCUGGUGUCCCCCACCGUGGGGGGCAGAAAGCCCUGACAAGACCCCUGGUGUCCCUCAGGAAGUGGCCAGAGGCAGUUGGCAGUGGGAGGAGAGGGACAGGCAGGGUGGGGGAGACCACUGAGCUGCCCAAAGCCCCCUUAGCACAGGGGAGGGGUGGGGGACAGCCAGGGGUGUCCCCCGGGAAGGGCAGUGAGGUGGCCACAGCGGAGAUAGCCGAUGAGCCCCAUGGUGGCUCACAGGGCAGGGGCCCCGUGUUCGGGUCGGGGGCCAUCACCUUCUCCUCGGGCCCCCUGCACAGCCAUCCUGUCACCGCCACCGUGGCACCCUUCCAGUACCGGUGA